Messenger RNA from Acanthopagrus latus (yellowfin seabream), 1681 nucleotides. RefSeq names its product dehydrogenase/reductase (SDR family) member 4 (gene dhrs4). Bases 156 to 1235 code for a protein of 359 amino acids. NCBI's taxonomy places the organism in Eukaryota, Metazoa, Chordata, Actinopteri, Spariformes, Sparidae. Gene Ontology annotation, molecular function: carbonyl reductase (NADPH) activity. The transcript is spliced from 9 exons. The record is from RefSeq and is a predicted model, not a curated record.
GAAGUAUCCGCAGCCCGGAAUGCACACGGCCUUUGUGAUUGGCUCGUUUUUGCGGGUUGCGUUUAGGGACCUCAGAAUGUAUUCGUUAACCACAACAGUAAACUGUAAAUUGAGAAAUAAAAUAAGUAUGUGCCCCGCGCUGCGACUAUCAUCACAUGGCACAGCAAAAGCUAACAUUUCUAAAGGAUUUGCAUGAUAUUUUGGACGCGCAGUUGAGUUUAAAAACUGCAAACCGCGUUGUGCGCUCGCUGGAUGCUUUUAUUUUGACAGCGGCAAUCCCUACCCGGAAAAUACUGAAUGUAGCAACACACGAAUUGUCGGCAGUCAAAGGUCCGGGCUGUAAACUUGAGAGUAUUUCGGCAAAUCCUACUUAUGUGCAACAUCGUGCUCAGUUUCGCAUAAACUGCGGGGUGAUGUUGAGGAGUGUGUUCAGGUGCCUUAGGACCAAUCCUGUUGCUGGCCAAAGGAGUAUGUCUCAAAGCAGCCUUGCUGGGAAGGUAGCCAUAGUCACUGCCUCCACAGAUGGAAUCGGCCUAGCCGCCGCCCAGGCUCUGGGAAAGAGAGGAGCCCACGUGGUGGUGAGCAGCCGGCGGCAGGCCAACGUGGACAAGGCCGUGGCUCUGCUGCAGAGCCAGAGCAUCCAAGUGACCGGCACCACCUGUAACGUUGGCAAGGGGGAAGACAGAGAAAAACUGGUUCAAAUGACUCUGGAUCAGUGCGGGGGGAUCGAUAUCCUGGUGUCCAACGCAGCGGUCAACCCUUUCUUCGGAAACAUCAUGGACUCCACAGAGGAAGUCUGGGACAAGAUUCUGGCUGUGAAUGUGAAGUCGGCCUUCCUCAUGACUAAGUUGGUGGCGCCUCAUAUGGAGAAGAGGGGAGGGGGAAACGUAGUGUUUGUGUCGUCCGUGGCUGGAUACCAACCAAUGCAGGCGCUGGGUCCCUACAGCGUGAGCAAGACGGCGCUGCUGGGUCUGACCCGGGCGCUGGCCCCCGAGCUGGCUCACAGCAACAUCAGAGUGAACUGCGUGGCCCCCGGAGUCAUCAAGACCCGCUUCAGCCAGGCGCUAUGGCAGAAUGAAGAUGUCAUGGACGAGUUCAAAAGGCAGCUCAGCAUUAAAAGAAUUGGAGAGCCCGAAGAAAUUGGUGGAGUGAUCGCCUUCUUGUGCACUGAUGAGGCUUCCUACAUCACGGGGGAGACCAUCACAGUGACGGGAGGGAUAGGCUGUCGACUCUGAACCUCAAACUUGCCCUCAAAUGUGUGUGUUCCUGUGUAGAUAUGUGUCUUGAUUAUAUUUUUGAUUACUUCUGAUAUUCAUCUGAAUAACGCAUCAUUGUGUAGAAAGUGAGAUAACCAUGCAUUAUAAUAAUAAUAAUAAUAAUAAUAAUAAAGCAGGUGUGGGUGCUGUAUAAAUACUGUGCAAGUAUCAAAACACUCAAUCCACAGAGAAAUGCAAAUGGACAAAUUGUGUCUUUUAAACAAGCUGUCAGGGCUUCCAGAAGGAAACUAUGCAGUCAUCGCCCUCAGCCCGGUCUUGUCUACAAAAACACUGGCGGGGCUGAUACUGAGACAUGGUGGACUGUUCCUGCUCAGGCUUGUGAGAGCUGACCAAUCAAAGCACACCAGACUUUGCAGGAGGGGAGGCCUUAAAGAGACAUGCAAUAAAAACAAUCAAAAAUAAUG